This is a messenger RNA of Stegodyphus dumicola, 1318 nucleotides long. RefSeq names its product large neutral amino acids transporter small subunit 2-like. The record is from RefSeq and is a predicted model, not a curated record. Gene Ontology annotation, molecular function: L-amino acid transmembrane transporter activity. Gene Ontology annotation, cellular component: membrane. Gene Ontology annotation, biological process: amino acid transmembrane transport. NCBI's taxonomy places the organism in Eukaryota, Metazoa, Arthropoda, Arachnida, Araneae, Eresidae.
GCCGUCGCGGAAAAUUCGUCCGACAAAGAAUGCUUGAAAAUGACUCCCAAGUCUCCUCAAGAAGAGAAACCGGCUUCCGAUGUGAUCUGUUUGAAGCCGAAAAUGAGUCUGUUGAAUGGAGUGACGGUCAUCGUCGGAAGUAUCAUAGGGUCAGGGAUUUUCGUUAGUCCGAAAGGUGUGUCGAAAGGUACCGGCAGUGUCGGCUUAUCGUUGGUGGUAUGGGUCACGUCAGGAAUUUUUUCUAUGGUCGGUGCCUACUGCUAUGCAGAGCUAGGCUGUAUGAUAACUAAAACAGGGGCUGAUUAUGCGUACAUCAUGGAAUCAUUCGGGCCUUUCGUUGCAUUCAUACGACUCUGGGUCGAAUGCAUGAUCGUCCGUCCAUGCUCUCAAGCAAUAGUGGCUCUGACCUUUUCCUUUUACGUGUUACGUCCCAUCUAUCCGGACUGUGAACCUCCUGAUUCUGCUAUACGUUUCUUGGCUUGUCUCUGUAUAUGUUUGUUGACGUUUGUGAACUGUUGGGAUGUGAAAUGGGCAACCCGGGUUCAAGAUCUAUUUACUUAUGGAAAACUUAUUGCCUUAGUAGUUAUUAUUGGUACAGGAUUUGUUGAACUGGGUAAAGGUAAAGUGGAAUAUUUUAAUUUUGAUAACUCUGAAACGGACAUAACGAAGAUAGCUGUGUCAUUCUAUUCAGGACUUUUUGCGUAUAAUGGUUGGAAUUACUUGAACUUCGUCAUUGAAGAACUGAAAGACCCUCACAAGAACCUGCCACGGGCUAUAUUCAUUUCCUGUAUCUUAGUGACUGUAGUUUACACACUCACAAUAGUAGCAUUCCACACUACGCUAUCGAUUCAAGAGGUGAUGGGAGCCGAAGCUGUAGCUGUGAUAUUUGCUGAUCGAUUGUACGGCAACUUUGCAUGGGUUGUACCAGUUUUCGUAGCCCUUUCAACAUUUGGCGGUGUAAACGGAAUCCUCUUCACAUCUUCCAGGUUGUUUUACGCAGGAGCUGAGCAAGGUCAAAUGCCAGAAAUUCUUAACAUGAUCCAAAUAAACCAUUUAACACCAACGCCAGCUGUAAUGUUUGUGGCUUUAUUAUCACUGGUUUACCUCUGCUCAAGUGACAUCUAUGCCCUAAUCAAUUAUGUUGGUUUUGCAACAUGGUUAGCUAUUGGACUUGCUGUGGUUUGUUUACCUUAUCUGCGCUGGAAGCAACCUGACCUGCCUAGGCCCAUUAAGGUAAAUUUGUUCUUCCCAAUAAUAUACAUUUUGGCAUCGGCGUUUAUCACGAUUGUCCCGAUGAUUGCUGAACCGAUUGAGACAG